Molecule: messenger RNA, 3436 nt
Organism: Ochotona curzoniae (black-lipped pika)
Lineage: Eukaryota; Metazoa; Chordata; Mammalia; Lagomorpha; Ochotonidae
Gene: DPP10
Product: dipeptidyl peptidase like 10
Exons: 26
Coding region: 215-2605 (796 amino acids)
Biological process (GO): proteolysis
Molecular function (GO): serine-type peptidase activity; dipeptidyl-peptidase activity
Source: RefSeq, a predicted model, not a curated record
AAAUGCUUUAUUUUGGGCUAAGUGAGAUACAGAUCCCUUCAGUCUGACAGCGUUUCAGCCUCCGGAGUGAGGAAGCAGCAGAAACAGAAGCAGCAGAAGCAACAGCAGUAGCAGCAGCUCCAGCAGCAGCUCCUGCUGAAGUCCAACCACGGAGACCUGAUCUGUACAUCCUGGAACUCCGCCUGGGGUCGUGCACUGUCCAGGGUCCUGAAACAUGAACCAAACUGCCAGUGUAUCCCAUCACAUCAAAUGUCAGCCUUCCAAAACAAUCAAGGAACUGGGAAGUAACAGCCCUCCACAGAGGAACUGGAAGGGGAUCGCUAUCGCCCUCCUGGUGAUUUUAGUGGUGUGCUCACUCAUCACCAUGUCGGUCAUCCUCUUAACCCCAGAUGAACUCACAAAUUCAUCAGAAACAAGAUUGUCUUUAGAUGACCUGUUCAGGAAAGAAUUUGUUCUUCAUGACCCGGAAGCUCGAUGGAUUAAUGAUACAGACUUGGUGUAUAAAAGCGAGAAUGGACAUGUCAUCAAACUGAAUAUAGAAACAAAUGCCACCACGUUAUUGUUGGAAAACACAACUUUUGUAACCUUCAAAGCCUCAAGACAUUCGGUUUCACCAGAUUUAAAAUAUGUUCUUCUGGCAUAUGAUGUCAAACAGAUAUUUCAUUAUUCGUACACUGCUUCAUACGUGAUUUACAACAUACACACUAGGGAAGUUUGGGAGUUAAACCCCCCAGAAGUGGAGGAUUCCGUCUUGCAGUACGCGGCCUGGGGUGCGCAGGGGCAGCAGCUGAUUUAUAUUUUUGAAAAUAAUAUCUACUAUCAACCCGAUAUAAAGAGCAGUUCAUUGAGAUUGACAUCUUCUGGGAAAGAAGGAAUUAUUUUUAAUGGAAUUGCUGACUGGUUAUAUGAAGAGGAGAUUCUGCAUUCUCACAUCGCCCACUGGUGGUCACCAGAUGGAGAGAGACUUGCCUUCCUGAUGAUAAAUGACUCGCUGGUGCCUAAUAUGGUUAUUCCCCGGUUUACUGGCGCACUGUAUCCCAAAGGGAAACAGUAUCCCUAUCCAAAGGCAGGUCAAGUGAAUCCAACAGUAAAACUGUAUGUUGUAAACUUAUAUGGACCAACUCACACUUUGGAACUUAUGCCACCGGAGAGUUUUAAAUCAAGAGAAUAUUAUGUCACUAUGGUUAAAUGGGUAAGCAAUACCAAGACAGUGGUAAGAUGGUUAAAUCGGCCUCAGAACAUCUCCAUUCUCACUGUGUGUGAGACCACCACGGGUGCUUGUAGUAGAAAAUAUGAGAUGACAUCAGACACAUGGCUCUCAAAACAGAAUGAGGAGCCUGUGUUUUCCAGGGAUGGCAGCAAGUUCUUCAUGACUGUUCCUGUUAAGCAAGGUGGCCGUGGCGAGUUUCAUCAUAUAGCUAUGUUCCUUGUGCAGAGCAAAAGUGAACAAAUUACUGUGCGGCAUCUGACAUCAGGAAACUGGGAAGUGACCAAGAUCUUGGCGUAUGAUGAACAUACUCAAAAAAUUUACUUCUUGAGCACCGAGAGUUCUCCUAGAGGGAGGCAGUUGUACAGUGCUUCUACUGAAGGAUUAUUGAAUCGCCAAUGCAUUUCAUGUAAUUUUAUGAAAGAACAGUGUACAUAUUUUGAUGCCAGUUUUAGUCCCAUGAAUCAACAUUUCUUAUUGCACUGUGAAGGUCCAAGAGUCCCAGUGGUCAGCUUGCAUAGUACGAACAACCCAGCAAAGUAUUUUCUAUUGGAAAGCAAUUCUGUGCUAAAGGAAGUUGUCUUGAGGAAGAAGAUUGUAAAGUCAGAAAUUAAAAUCCUCCACAUUGACGACUAUGAACUUCCUUUACAGUUAUCCUUUCCCAAAGAUUUUAUGGACCGAAACCAGUAUGCUCUUCUGCUAAUCAUGGAUGAAGAGCCGGGAGACCAGCUGGUUACUGACAAGUUCCACGUUGACUGGGAUUCUGUGCUCAUCGACACAGAUAACGUUAUUGUGGCAAGAUUUGAUGGCAGAGGAAGCGGAUUCCAGGGCCUGAAAAUAUUGCAGGAGAUCCAUCGGAAGCUGGGUUCAGUGGAAGUAAGAGACCAGAUAGCAGCUGUGAAAUUUUUGCUGAAACAGCCAUACAUUGAUCCCAAAAGAUUAAGCAUUUUUGGCAAGGGGUAUGGUGGCUAUAUUGCAUCGAUGAUCUUAAAAUCAGACGAGAAGUUGUUUAAAUGUGGAGCCGUGGUUGCACCCAUCACAGACCUGAAACUGUACGCUUCAGCUUUCUCUGAGCGAUACCUUGGUCUGCCCUCGAAGGAAGAAAGCAUGUACCAGGCGACCAGUGUGUUGCAUAAUAUUCACGGCUUAAAGGAGGAAAAUAUAUUAAUAAUUCAUGGUACUGCUGACACAAAAGUUCAUUUCCAGCAUUCAGCAGAAUUAAUCAAGCACCUAAUAAAAGCUGGAGUGAAUUAUACUAUGCAGGUCUACCCAGAUGAAGGGCACAAUGUGUCUGAGAAAAGCAAGUAUCAUCUGUACAGCACACUGCUCAGAUUCUUCAGUGAUUGCUUAAAGGAAGAAAUAUCUGUGUUACCACAGGAACCAGAAGAAGAUGAAUAAUGGACCCUAUUUAUACAGAACUGAAGGGGAUGUUGAGGCUCAAUGAAACCUAAGCAAGAGAAUGUCAUAAUGUAGGGGCUCCGGGAUUUCAAGGGCAGCUUAAGGAGAUGACACUGGAACAGCACACUCAGAGACAAUGAACUAGAAUUUGAAAAUGGAAACAAUCCACAUCUACUGUGAUAUCAAGGGUGCCAAACCUGUUUGUGUAAGGAAGGUCUGAGGGUUGGUUUCCUGGGAGAAAUUAGUUUUACAUUAAAGUAGGAGUAGUGCAUGUUUUCUUCUGUUAUCCCCCCCCCCCCGUUUGUUCUGUAACUAGUUGCUCUCAUUUUAAUUUCAAUGGCCACCAUCACCUUUGCAUAUGAUGCACAACUGAUGAUCAGUACCAUGGUCUCUGAUCGUUGAUGGCUGAGCUGCAAUCUAACACUUUUCCUGUACCUUUACAAUAAGUGCAAUUCUUUCCUUGUCUAUUAUUAUGCUUAAGAAAAGUAUUCAGUUAAUAAAAAAGCAGAGUAUUUUAUGUAAUUUCCGUUUUUAAAAAGGCAUCAUGAAAUGAAUCAAAGGACCUGUAGAACUAAUGUCAGCACCUUCCGAAGUUCAGCCAGUCAUCAGUAGAUAUAUCUGUAAGUCAGCGCACAAGUGUGUGUCUCGCAGCAUAUAUAAACACGUGUGCAUAUGCAGUCAAGGGACUCUCUUUACUUGUUAUCCAUAGUACCAAGGGUAAACUUUCAAUGAAUUACAAGAGAUGCUCUUUUACAGAUUAGAACGGAUGCUUUGUUUAAUGAGCCAAAAAUGAUGAAACAUUUUUUCCAAUUCAGAUUCUAGCUAUUGCUU